Molecule: messenger RNA, 833 nt
Organism: Alternaria rosae
Lineage: Eukaryota; Fungi; Ascomycota; Dothideomycetes; Pleosporales; Pleosporaceae
Exons: 1
Coding region: 248-697 (149 amino acids)
Source: RefSeq, a predicted model, not a curated record
CAGGACAACGAGAGGGGCACGCUAAAAUAGGGUGAGCCGGCACCGGCGCUUCCGCGUCAUGCUAUAUCGUCUAAGCUCCUCGUCCACGCCGAAGGUUCAGGGCGCCGUAGCCGAUUACGACGCGAAUCUCCUAUUUGCUUUUCUGAGACGACAACGAGCUCCAGUAGGGCCGAUCAAUACCGACUGACACCUGACGAGGCAUACAUUGUGCGACAGUUGGAUCGUGAGCUGUUAUGUCGCGUGUCGGAUGGAAUCAUGGAAUGUUCUGCCGAUUGCAGACCGCCUUAUUGCGCUCUCAGCUGUCUGCACAGCAGGACCACUCUCCGCUGGUGGACCAAAUAUUCCUUGUUACACUCGGGGUCCAUUAUUCGUGAAUCCCAUCGGCGAAGUAUCGAUUCAGAACGAAGGUUGCAAGCAAUACCACCACACGGCAAGGCUGUUUAUUUGGAGGCGUUCAACGAAACGUCAAUUGAUCGCGUUCAAGAUGCGCUUGCAAGUCGCGCGACGCUUUCAAACUGUACCCUUCCCGUCCGCGGGGGAUUGCCCAUUUGACAGGCUCAGCCUGGCCAGAGAUCAAACGUCAUGGGACGUAGAUCUUGCUUUCGACUUGUUGGGGUUAGAAGACGGCCUGGGAUCCUCAACUUUCACAUGCAUAUAUGCCAACCUUCUACUCAACUGCCUGACCGGCCAUGACUGAUGGCUUCUACGAAUGUGCUCUGGCGUGAUAACAAGACACCUCGCAAAAGGAACUCUGAGGCUGAGGUUUCUAUUACUUUCAACUUGGAGAAUUGCGUCGUCGAUCUGGACUCGAGUUCGGCUCCUUUGCACCGCCA